AAUGAAAGUAUUUUAUAAAUCUGGGUACUAUGAAUUUUACAACCCGGGAUCCGUAAUGUCUAUAUAAUACAACACACAUUACACAUUUAUCAUUGUUAAUUACCAUCAUACCCUGCUUUGGCUGGGCUUAUUAACUAACUCACACAUCGCAACAUUUAACCAGGAUCGAUCGUUUCCAUAUUGAUUACGUAUCUACAGGACCUGGUAUCCAUGUUUGAGCAUUUGGAAGGGGCUAUACCCCUGAAGGCAGGGAAGCCUACAGAGUCCACUAGGACAUCUGAUGCUCCAGGGCUGACUAGACACUCAAUCGAUUCGCAGGAAUGGUCACAGCCUGGUGUAUCAUUUGCGAGUGUGGAGAACGUUAGGUGCCCGCAUCAUUACGCUCUGCCUAUACAGUAUUUCUGCCUGGACUGUAAGUUUGGUGAGGGUUGUUUCUGCAGUGAAUGUGCAUUAACGAGGCAUGCUAGCUGUGACGUACGAACUUUGGAUGAGGCCUAUAACAUGAUAUUGAACAAUGUCAUUAGGAAAUGGGCAAGUCAAUUCAGUUCGCGUACUGACAGUCUUGAGGUAACGUUCGCGCAGCAGUUGGUGGAUAAGCGAGAGGAGUGGACCAUGAAGUUACAGGAGGUGCAGACGGCUAUAAUGAAGACUUCGGAUGAUAUAACCACUACACUGCGUGACAUGGAGACUAAAUUGUUACAAUGGAUCAACCAAAGCCACAAAUCGUUUAUGGAGGAGCACGACAGAUUGUGUGAGCACGUUGAAUCCACCCUAGAGAGUUACGCCAAUAAUGCCGAGAUGUUAAGGCAGCAGAGGCGCCUGUCCCCAGCACGUCUAUUGUUGUUCUAUCAUGAAAAUCAUGUAAAGUUGAAGCAGAUGCUUGUUGGCACUACUCCGCGUGAUUCUGAGCGUGUCAUUAGGCAGGCUACUAGGCAUUUAGGUGUACGUCUGGACAACAUUAACUCUACUUGUGUGGAAUUUGAAAAGGAAAUUGCACAUUUAGAGCGUAGCAUUAGGAAUGCUGGUGCCUCGUGAACCAUGAACUUAUAAUCGCU
Messenger RNA from Babesia bovis T2Bo, 1055 nucleotides. RefSeq lists its product as uncharacterized. NCBI's taxonomy places the organism in Eukaryota, Apicomplexa, Aconoidasida, Piroplasmida, Babesiidae. The record is from RefSeq and is a predicted model, not a curated record. The transcript has a single exon. The coding region runs from base 211 to 1035 and encodes 274 amino acids.